Haliotis rubra (blacklip abalone) is the source of this 7245-nucleotide messenger RNA. RefSeq lists its product as uncharacterized. Gene Ontology annotation, molecular function: catalytic activity. Bases 168 to 2552 code for a protein of 794 amino acids. The transcript is spliced from 13 exons. The record is from RefSeq and is a predicted model, not a curated record. NCBI's taxonomy places the organism in Eukaryota, Metazoa, Mollusca, Gastropoda, Lepetellida, Haliotidae.
AGCACUUCCGGGUUGUCGUCCCGUCCCGAUCUCGCGCGGUGAACGUGAAUACGCGUCUUGGUCAAGUGACUUCCUGCUGUUUGAGGUGAACACCAUCAGAAUGAGGGAGAUAUAGACUGUUCAGUUCAAUUGUAACUGAAUGUACUGUGGUUUUCGGCACCGUUACAAUGAGCACAAUGACAUCAUCAGUAUCUCAGUCUCAGGAAUACCAGAGUUUCAGGAGCACCAUUCCACAGAAAAAGAUUGUAGUUGACGAUGACAACAGCAAAGAAUGGACACUGUAUGAUGCAGGACCAAAGAGCAUCAAGUGUCCACUCAUUUGUUUCCCCCCAGCCAGUGGUGGAGCAGACGUCUACUUCCGACAAAUACUAGGCCUGUCUGCUGCAGGAUUCCGAGUGAUUGGGGUGGAAUACCCAGUUUACUGGACCAUGAGGGAACUUUGUGAAGGCUUCAGGAAGUUAUGUGAUCAUCUGCAGCUUAAUAAAGUUCAUAUAUUCGGGGCUUCUCUGGGAGGCUUCCUGGCUCAGAAGUUUGCGGAGUUCACUCACCGCUCCCCCCGGGUGGCGUCCAUCAUUCUAUGCAACUCUUUCUAUGACACAUCCAUCUUCCAGCAGACAAACUCUGCCGCUACAUUCUGGAUGAUGCCAGCACUCUUUCUUAAGAAGAUGGUGAUGGGAAACUUUGAAAAAGGUGUUGUUGAUGCUGAAAUUGCUGACUCGGUUGAUUUCCUGGUUGAAAAGUUGGACCAACUUAGCCAGCCAGAGCUGGCAUCGAGACUAACGCUGAACUGCAUGAACUGCUACAUUGAACCACAGAAACUGCGUGGAGUUGAGGUUACCAUUAUUGAUGUGUUUGAUGACUGUGCCUUAUCUCAUGCUGUGAGAGAGGAGAUGUACAAAUGUUACCCAGACGCUAAACGAGCCCACCUGAAGACUGGCGGCAACUUCCCUUACCUAAGUCGCAGUGCAGAGGUCAACGUCUUCAUACAGAUUCACUUAAAGCUGUUUGACACUACCCAAUACCAUGCCAAAGAAAUCACAGCAGAAGAGCAGGAGAAUUAUAACUCCCGUGAUGCCAAUGCCAACAUCAACGAAUCACACAGUGAGACCCGCCUCUAUAUCACCAUGACAGGAGGGGGAGGUUGCUGUUGCCGGAGGCCCAACAAGAUUUCUCCAGCCCCGGGAACAGAAUCGGAAUACCACCUGGUGGAAAUCAGACCAAAGCGACAUUUAAGAAUCCGGCACAUCAACCAAGUUCCCAGAGAUGAAAAAUUUCAAACUGAAAUGGACACCUAUUUAAUGUACAGACGUCAGGGCUAUCCGUCCAGUCUUGUGACCAGUGGUCCUCUGACAGCACCAAAGAGGAGGGUUGUCUCCGAUAGGCCAGGUGGGCCGCAUAGUGACAUCUUGCCAAAUACCAUAAAUACAUCGGAAACACCUGCCACUGCCAGUAUUUUGUCACCAAUUCAAAAUGGAAUUUCAGGGAUGCAAUCCAAAGAGUCAACUUUCUCUUGCAGUUCCCCUUUAUAUCAGAAUGCAGUGAGAUCUGCUUCAAGUGUCAUGGUGGCUGUUGAUAGGAAGCAACCCUAUCAGGGAGACAAUCAUCAUCCAUUGGCUGAAGAGACUGCAAAGCCAGUUGCUCUAGAAAUACCUGCUGUAGAAAUUGAGCAAAAAUCAAAAGAAGUCCAGGACAAAACCACCAGUACUGACUGUGUGCUGUUCUUCAUACAUGGUGUAGGGGGGUCCAGCGAUAUAUGGAUGCCUCAGCUAGAGUAUUUUGCUAAUGAGGGCUAUGAGAUCAUUGCCCCGGACCUCAUAGGACAUGGGUUUAGUUCUACUCCAAACAAUGCAAGGGCGUAUCACUUUGAUGAAAUCAUGGCUGACAUGGAAGAGAUGUUUGAUAGAUACUGCAAGAGAAAGAACAUUGUUAUUGGUCAUUCAUAUGGAUGUUCAUUUGCUGCUGUACUCGGUCGGAAACGGUCGCGACGUGUGACCAAGCUUGUGAUGAUCAGUGGGGGGGGGCCCACCCCUCUCAACCCCCAGCCUGGCAUCUUCUCCCUCCCUGUGUGUGUUCUGUGCUGUGUCAGACCAUGUGUAGAGUGUACCUUUAAAAAGAGUGCAUUUGCAUCAACCAGGAGGCCAGUCAUUUCACCAGAGGAAGCAUUUGCAAUCCCCACAUAUGUCUUACGUCACACAAUGAAUGGGCAGAUUUGGCCGGAUGGGGACGAGCUGUUCCACAACUGGCUGAUGUGUCCCACACUCCUCAUCUAUGGCCUUAAGGACCAGCUGGUGUCCCUCAGGGAGGAGAAGGACAUGGAGGAGGCAAUCUACCAGUCCAGACUGGAGGUCAUUGAGGAUGCUAGCCACAUGGUGAUGAUAGAGGCUCCAUCGGAAGUCAAUCAGUUCAUCAAGGAUUUCCUUCAUCAGUCAUCCCAGUUUGUGGAGGAGAGCAGCCCGGCACGUGAACAGCAGGCCAUGAGUCGAAUGUCUCAGCGGUCUGCCAAGUCAGCACGGUCAACUCGAGGGGGCCAACAUAGCAAAGUCAUGAGAUGAUGCUUCACAGCUUCUCUAUAUCGAGACAAGAAAAUUCAAGAGGUUGCCAAAUUAGUGUUGUGACAGUACAUUGUGGAUGUAUUCUUAAAUUUGAAGCUUCAUUUAGACUUGUUUCUGUGAGCUGAUAAUUCAAGAAUCACUGACUGAUCUGCAUAUUCCUUGUUUACUGACUUCAAAGACUGUUAUUUGUACAAGAUAAGAUUUCCAUGUUUUAUGAAUUUUGGUUGUUUUUGUUAUUGGAAAAAAUGUACUUAAAUAUGAAAUUUAUCAUCCUAUCCUGUGCAAAUAAGCUGAGGGUACAUGGAUAAAAUGGAAAAUCCCAGCUGGAAUUUCUGGAUUCUUCAGAAAACAUUGCUUCAAGUAUAUGUCUCUAAACAUCAUCAACACUCAUCUGAAGACAGCUAGCAGUGAAGGAAGGCUCCAUGGCAGUGUGUAAUGUAUAUACAUUGCAAGUUUGGUAGAGAAGGAAAUAUUGUUGUGUGGAGCUUGGGGUGUACACAUUAAACGGUGAUGUCAUGGAUGGCAAGUGUGCUCAACGGAUGACUAUCUGUGUUUAAUAUUAAAUACAAACUUAAAGGAAAUUGAUACUAGAUGAAAUAAAAAGACGUGCAAAUUAUUUCUUGCACAUUGAUGAGUACAUUGGUCAUUUCUUCCCAUUCACAAAACAAUUGAAGCAAAUAAUGAUAUCUGGGAAAAUACUGGCACUGACAUGAGUCGUACAAAGCUCUAUGUGUUGAAGGUAUAGUCUGUGUUAUUGACUGGGUCAGUCCUAUCAGUAUCUGUAUACAGGUGCCAGCAGCACCCUCAGUGUGAGACCAACAAUUGUUGUAGGUACCAACACCUCAGGGUCUCAACUUGACAGGCAUUCUCAUCACAAAAGUCCUUGCAAAUGUUAUACAAAUCCUUCAAGCACCGCAAAUGUUGCAUCUUCGUCAUUUCCAGAACAGGUGAUACAGUCCUACUAAAGAAAGAAUUACAAUUGCACACUAUUGAGAAAGGAGGGGUACACACUUCAUUUUCACGAGAGUUUCAAUGGUCAUUUAAAAAUCUUUCAGGACAAAGGUGCAAAAAAAACCCACACUAACCCCGCUCUGGAUCCCCCUAUGGGUGGCAAGGCUCGCUGACUUGGUUGACACAUGUCAUUGGUUCCCAUUUGCAUAGAUCGAUGCUCAUGCUGUUGAUCACUGGAUUGUCUGGUCCAGACUCGAUUAUUUACAGACAGCCGCUAUAUAGCUGGAAUAUUGCGGAGAGUGGUGUAAAACUAAACUCACUCACUACACUUCAGAACACAUAAGUGUUUCCAAAUAUUUUUUAACUUGUUGUUUUGUAACAUGUUUAACACAAAGUGCUAUGACAUUUUUGAGAUCUCUAUUCUUGUUGGUUCUAUUUUGUAAGAAUUUGUGACCUGUUAUUGUUGAUUGUGCUAGUGGAAGUGUAAAUAGGUUUAAUUACUAGUAUACUUCAGUGGUUUUGGCUCAUUGUCUCACUUAUUUUGAAUAUCAACACGUUUUUUCACCUUUGUUUUCAGAAUGUAUGGAACCUUCAAUUUUUGUGAAGGUUAAAUGGUUUCAUUUUAUGUUUAGAAGCUGAUAUGUUCUGUAUUUAUAGUUGAUCUUUUGCCAGGGCAUUGUCAAACUAUUUAUUAAACCUUUGCUGAAAAAAUCUAAAAUCUAUUAUAUUCUGAAUUUAUUUUGCAAUUUAUUUCUUUAGGCAGUCUUAUUCUGCAUUUAUGUGAUGGUAAAAUUAACCAUUUGGAGGCUCGUAUAGGAAUAUUUGUGCUGAACUCUAUCCAAUGUUCCCUGUCAUUGACUACUUAACAUGCAAUCAUGUUCCCAUGUGGAUCUUAGCUAAGAGUGAGCUUAACUUAUUUAUCAUUGUGUGUAAACAUCCAGGGAUUAUUUAUUACAGUAUUCCUAGAAUGUGUGCUGAUGCCUUCAUUUCUGUUUUACCACUUUCACAAUUUCCAAUUUGUCUACUAGAAGCUCACUAAUCUCUCUCUCGAGACACUUUGUUACUGUUUCAUUACAGUUGUAUGCCAGUUAACCAAAGGUGUAUGAGUUUAGAUCCAAGGCCAAAUAUGUGCAGGAAUCAUACAUUACCUCAUUACCCAAAAUAAAUUGACUUAUUUUUAUAGGCAAAAUGUUAAUACGAAACUAGAAACUAUUUUUCAUUUUAAAGCCAGACCAAUUUUAUUCCUUGUUUUACAGAUUUUGUCCUCAGAAAACCUAAAGGCAGGAGGGAAAAAAAAAAAAAAUAUAAAUCACUGGUCAAAAUAAUGUUCCUUUUAAAUUCUAAAGUAUUUUAUUUUUGGCAAUUUGUGAAGUUUAUAUGGGGCAAAAACAUAAUCCAAAAUUGUUUUGGGGUAAGUUUAAAGUUUUGGCCAAUAAAAACAUGAGGGUUUUAUUUUUUGAGCUGGGAAAAUUAAUUUUCAUUUUCUUUCUUAUUCUUGAAUACCAUGCAGAUAGUGAAUGUUAUGUAGCCCAAGGUUUGAUAAAGUGCAUGACUGUAUGGAACCAACAGGGUUCAACCAGAAAAAUGUUGCAACACUCUAUGCAUACAAAUUGGGAAUGGAUGAGCAUACUCUAAACAAUGUUUAUACCAUGCUUAUAACGAACUGGCAGAUAUAAGUGACUCUUAAUUGGUACAGACCUCUUGCUGUAUAUUUGAGUCGAAAGCAAUUGCAAAUGUUAAAAGAAACAAAAAAGAGAGACAAUACUAUAAUACAAUAAUCUGUUCUAAAGAUGUUUGAUAACAGAACUUGUCAUGUAAAAUUAAGCCUUACCUGAUUUUAGUAGAUUCAUGGAAAUUGGAACUUAUCUCCACAUUACUCUCACUUGUUACAGUGUUUCUAUCAUUUCAUUGUCGCGUUGAGUUUCUGUACUGUUUACAACUAUUACACUUUGGGUGAUUUUAUGGAACGAUCCUGAAUUGUCUGGUCCAAACUCGAGGAUUUAUUGAUCACUGUGUUUCAGCUUGACUGUGGGAGUGUGGUGCUACACAACAAACAAUCUGUACAAUACGCUCGAAAGAAAAUCAAAAUAAUUGUUGUCUGACUUGUAUGUUUGAGGACUGGAUUCUCUAGGAAAACAGCCAAGGCUGAAAAGUUCAAUCCACUUUGCAAGUGAAUCUCAAUGUUGUUACUUGGAAUUUUAUUGUUAUGUAAGUGUACAUCAAUCAUUGGAGCAUGUUAAUUGAGGCACAUGCACAAUAUCUCACUUAAUGACAGUGAUUCACCAACAUUUGUACAGCUGUUGUCAUCACCCACAGACUAAGGAUUUUCCUCCAAUAUGCAGGGAUGAGAAUUUUCCGCAGAUCUGCAGAAUUCCGGGAAUUUAAUAAGGCCAAUUUUUGUGAAUCGUCUAAAUCCAUUGACAAUUGUAUGAAUGUGCUUCAGCAGAUUUAAAGUUUUUUAUUGGUUCCUGUGUUCAUGAUAUUGUCAUUUCUGAGCCAGUUUUAAAGGUUUAAAAUGCCUAAAUAUCAGGAGCUUCGGCUCGGGUUUUUCUCAAAACUUUAUUCUCAUCCCUGAAUAUGAAUCAUGUCAGGGGGUAUGACUGAAGUGUAAUUAAGUAUUCUAAAGUCCCACAGUGUUAAUUAUUGGGCCAAGUGUAUGAAGUGGUGUUCAUGGAUUCUGUGAUUUCACUUUUAUUCAUAGAUUUGCAUGUGACAAUAUUUUGAAUAUAGAGGUGUAUCUUACAGUUUUUCGCUCACAUGGUCUGAGAGGUAUAUGGUAUAUGUGUAGUCAGAAGUGGAGCUCAACUUGUGUUUCACGAUAGUUUGAUUUUUCUCUUUUAUUAAACCUUUUCACCAUUCUCCAAAAUUCUCUAAAAUACAUUUCCACACACUUAAACCACAAGAGCAAUGAAGUUGAAAUUUAACAUGCUUGUUGCGACAGUAAAGCUAUCAGUUAUCUUUCAGUAUCAUUUGGCAGUUGUACUUUUAUUAUUUGCAGAACGAAUUUGGAAGUUGAAGAUUAUUUUCUUUUUUUUUCUCCCUGAAUUCCUUUGAAUAUUUGGACAAAUAUUUGGUAAGUCAGCAUCAUAAAAAAUAAUAAAAAACCUUAGGAUUAUACGGCUCAGAUUUGAAAGUUUGUUGACAAUAUAUAUGGUGGACAGAAACUUUAUUGUAAGAUAAGAAAGUUUUAACAUCAUAACAUUAAUUAUAUAAUCAUUAAUAUAACAUUUACAUGGUAAAAGUACCUUACACUAGUACAUUACAAUGACAAGAUGUGAUAUUAUCAUUUCUCUAAUUACCUCAGUUUAUGCCAUAUGGGUACUGCUGUUGUUAUGGACAGAUAAUACAGUUUCCCGCGAGCAUACAGGGACUACAUUAGUUACAUGCCAAAAAUAGAACAGAAGUCUCUUUCUUACAUUAGUUGUGACUACCCAAUUAUUUGUAACCAUGACAUACAUAAAGAUUUUGAUGAAUAUCUUAAGGAUUUAUAGUGUUUGAUAAAGAAUGAACUUAUGAAUAUACAGUGUUGAAAUCCUUCAGGUAUGUCAGGAUUAGUUAGACAAUCAAGACUGUGAUGGACAUAAAAUACAGUAGUCCCUUGUUGCCAUGUUGUUUGUUAAGCUAGUGGUUGUGACUCAUUCAUCCUGCCGUUUUCUACACUGUGAUACAAGUUCUAGCAACAGGCUGUGAUAAAAUCAUGUCAUUGUUCUACUGAUUAAAGUAUCGUUUUGUCAUAACUAAA